Poecilia reticulata (guppy) is the source of this 4848-nucleotide messenger RNA. RefSeq names its product IQ motif and Sec7 domain ArfGEF 3a (gene iqsec3a). Gene Ontology annotation, molecular function: guanyl-nucleotide exchange factor activity. Lineage: Eukaryota; Metazoa; Chordata; Actinopteri; Cyprinodontiformes; Poeciliidae. Gene Ontology annotation, biological process: actin cytoskeleton organization; regulation of ARF protein signal transduction. The record is from RefSeq and is a predicted model, not a curated record.
UGAAAUAACAGCCAGUAUUAGCUCUUGAGGAUCCCAAGUCGGUGUAGUGAAAUGCUUAGAACAAUCAAAACAUGCAAAAAAAAAACAAAAAAAAAAAACAACGAAUUCUGCUGCUUUCCUGUCGACGCUGCGUGUUGACAUCACCGUUUCACUACGGCUCCGCCUCCGCACUCUGCUGAUGCUCAUCCGCCACUUGCAUCAGCACCAUUUCUGGCAUCCCCAUUAGGCAGACGCGCAGAGAGAGAGACAGCCUUACCCACCUCGCCGGAGCGGAGAGAGAGGCGUGAGACUUGCCGCUACAGCAUCCCGAACAGACAUUUCACAGUCCGGAGGCCCCCCGCAGUCGACGCGUCGCUGCCCCAGAACCAGCCGAAGAGGAAGCCGUCACAAAGCACAGCUAGCCCACUCCCAGUAAUGGAGAGCCUGUUGGAUAAUCCGAUGAAAGCCGUUCUGUACCUGAAGGAACUCACCACCAUCGUCCAGAACCAGCAGAGCCUGAUCCAGACGCAGCGCCAACGCAUCGACGAACUCGAGCGAAAGGUGGAGGACCUGAUCGGGGAGAACCGACAGCUGCGGGACCCCCACCUCUACGUCCAGCAGCCGUCCUCUCAGCAUCACCACCACCACCAACAUCACCACCACCAUCCGACUCAGCGGAGCGCCAGUCCCCAAGCGCCGGCCCACCUCCAUCAGCACCCGGGGAGCGCCACCAAGGCAGCGGCGCACAUCGGCCAGCAGCAGCUGCCGCCGCCGCCUCAGCAGCAGCAGCAGCCGCCUCCUCCUCCUCAGCAACAGCAAAUUAUCCAUCAGACAGCCCAGCCUCAGCAGCAGCAGCAGCACCCGACUCCCACUGCGCCGUCUUCCCACCACCCGCAGCAGCUGCAGCUCGUCCCCACCUCGCCGCAGUCGCCCAAAGUGAGAAAAGCCGGCUCCGAGUCCGCCGAGGACGACAAGAGGAGCGCCUGCUGCAAGUCUCUGGUUCCGCAGACUCCAAGCACUCUGUGUCGCUCGGUUGGGCUGGCCAGGAAAGCAGACAACCAAACGGUUCUUCACCAGUUCUGCUGCCCAGCCCCGGAGGCCCCUGAGGCGGAGACCUCCACUGCCUGUGUCCCCAGCGAUGAACUUUCCCCGGACUCAUCUGUGGGGCAGGAAGGGAAGGGAGGUGAGGGGGAGCCGCAGAGUGAGGACCAGUCACAACCAGAACCAGAACCGCCACAGCCACAACAGCAGGAGCAAAAGCCUGAACCCCAGACUCUGCCAUCACAGCCCCAGCCUGAGCCAGAACCCCAGGCUGAACCUCAGCCACAGUUGGACGUUGAACCCCAAUCCGAACCUGAACCUGAGCCUUCACCAGAGCCCGAUCCUCAGCCCCAAGACGAGUCCGUGACCGAUACCGCGCCACAGGACCCUCCUGAAGCCCCGCCGCCUUGCCGUGAGGAGAAGAUGGCGGUUGAGGCAGAGAAUCACAAAUCAGAGGAGGUUGCUGAGGCAAAGACAAGACAUGAAAGAGAUGAGGUGCAAGGUGAGAGCGGCGAAGGCAAGCCAACGCAAGGGGAAGAGGAUGAGGAAGAGGGAGGAGCAAAAGGAGGCGGUGCAGGCAGAAGGGCCAGUCUACAUCACACAGCCUCACCCCUGAGGGUGCAGCGCAACGGGGCCGGCUCACACUCCGCCUCCUCUGACUAUGAGCUCUCGCUUGACCUCAAAAACAAGCAGAUCGAAAUGUUAGAGCACAAAUACGGCGGCCACCUCAUCUCCCGCCGUGCUGCCUGCAAGAUCCAGACUGCCUUCCGCCAGUACCAGCUCAGCAAAAACUUUGAGAAGAUCCGCAACUCUCUCCUGGAGAGUCGCCUGCCCCGACGCAUCUCCCUGCGCAAAGUCCGUGUGCAAAACACAGAGGGGUUCUCGGCUGAACGGGCCCUGGCAGAAGGCUGCAACUUGGCAGGCAUUCCUUUGGUGCGCUCGCCGUCUUUGCCCGCCUCGGUUGGCAGCACGUUGACUGACCUGGAGGACUCCUUCACGGAACAGGUCCAGUCCCUUGCAAAGUCUAUUGAUGACGCGCUCAGCAACUGGAGCCUGAAGACCAUGUGUUCGCUGCAAGAAGGUGGCGCCUAUCAGUUCAGCGCCGACUCCUUCAAUGCAGCGGCGGCGGCGGCCGCCGCUUCGGGUGUGGAAGGGGGCUGCGAAGGUGGCAGCGUGGGACAAGCAGCAGUUCAUCAGGGUCCGGUUGACCCAAGUGACCUGUCAAGAAGUGCAAGUAAGCUGAUGAUGGCAUUCCGGGAUGUAACCGUGCAGAUCGACAGCCAGAACUUCAGAGUUUCAUCCUCAGUCAUGGAAUCAUCAACUUCAGUCACUCUGGGCAGCUGUAUUCAACAAGGGGCCUCCACCUUCGUAACAACCACUUCCUCAACGACAAACUCCACACCGGCCCCUCUCACACAUGGACCACCAGAUGAACCCCCACCUCCAGAGGCCCCAACAGAACCAAUAGACGCACCGCCGCCACCUCAAGAGCCCCCGCCACCCCCGGCAGAGACAGAAAUAGAAGAAGACGAACAAGAAGUUGAAUUUCCUGCCCCUCCCCCUAGUGAAGAAGAGCUGAAUGAUGAGACCCAACCGCCCCUCACCCCUCUUGACAAGAUGUCUGCCAUUCAAAGCAUAGACGAGGUGGCGCCACCACCACCUCCUCCACCGACUGAGCCCGCUCAUGUCCUCGUGCCUCAGGAGCCCCCGCUGCCGAGGAGCUCUCCUAUGGCGGAGCCUCUCGAUGUCAAGAGAUGUGGCUCGGAGACGGCGGACAACAGCUCGGAGCAGAUGAGCAGCAGCAGCACGUCGACCGAGGCGCGCUCGACGUCUGAGGCCUCAUCCAAAGAGGCGCUGCAGGCUAUGAUCCUCAGCCUUCCACGCUACCACUGUGAGAAUCCCGCCAGCUGUAAAUCCCCCACGCUCUCCACCGACGUCAUGCGGAAACGCCUAUACCGGAUUGGCCUCAACCUCUUCAAUCUAAACCCUGACAAAGGCCUCCAGUUCCUGAUCUCCCGCGGUUUCAUCCCAGACACGCCCAUCGGCGUAGCCCACUUUCUGCUCCAGAGGAAGGGCCUCAGCCGACAAAUGAUUGGGGAAUUCCUAGGAAACAGCAAGAAGCCGUUCAACAGAGACGUCUUGGAUUGUGUGGUGGAUGAGAUGGACUUCUCAGGCAUGGAGCUGGAUGAAGCGCUGAGAAAGUUUCAGGCCCACAUCCGCGUCCAAGGAGAAGCCCAGAAGGUGGAACGUCUCAUUGAGGCCUUCAGCCAGAGGUACUGUAUGUGCAACCCUGAUGUGGUGCAGCAGUUUCACAACCCAGACACCAUCUUCAUCCUGGCCUUUGCCAUCAUCCUCCUGAACACUGACAUGUACAGCCCCAACAUUAAGCCAGACCGCAAGAUGCUGUUGGAGGACUUCAUACGUAAUCUGCGAGGUGUCGACGACGGAGCUGACAUCCCCAGAGACAUGGUGGUGGGCAUCUACGAAAGAAUACAACUGCGAGAGCUGCGCUCAAAUGAAGACCACGUCACCUACGUCUCCAAAGUCGAGCAGUCCAUAGUAGGGAUGAAAACGGUCCUGUCCGUCCCUCACAGAAGAUUAGUGUGCUGCAGUCGACUUUUCGAGGUAACAGACGUCAACAAGGCACAGAAACAAGCAGCGCACCAGAGGGAAGUCUUCCUCUUCAAUGAUCUAAUAGUGAUUUUGAAGCUCUGUCCAAAGAAGAAGAGUUCUGCCGCCUAUACUUUCUGCAAAGCUUUGGGCCUACUUGGCAUGCAGUUCCAUCUUUUUGAAAAUGAAUACUACCCUCAUGGAAUCACGAUCCUCUCCCCGUACGGCUCAGACAAGAAGCAGGUGCUCCACUUCUGUGCCCAAAGUGCAGAGGAGCUGCUCAAGUUUGUUGAAGACCUAAAGGAAUCGAUCGCAGAGGUGUCAGAGAUGGAGCAGAUACGCAUCGAGUGGGAGCUAGAAAAGCAGCAAGGAGCCAAGAUGCAUUCAGUUAAGAGCAAUGGGACACAGCUAGAGCUGCGCAGCAAACAGGGCUCGCUAUCAGGAAACACAGAGAUAGAUGAAAGAAGCGGACACAAUGCAGUUGAGGUGUCAAUUCACAACAGGCUUCAGACGUACCAGCUCAGCAGCAGUGCGGCUCAGAGCCCCGAGAGCGCGGCCCUUCUUAACAGCCGUGGGGAGCUGCUUUUCCAGCAGGGGUUAACACAGGGGCCGGCGCCUCCACCUCAACACCCGCGGCUGCAUUCCGCGGCGAGCACCCCCGCCCACCACUUCCCCAUUCAGCUGCAGCACCAACCCGCCGUGAGCGUGGCCGACCUGCGACCCGAGGCGCUCAUCCAGUGCCAGCAGAUCGUCAAAGUCAUCAUGCUUGACAGCAGCGGCCACGGACGCGUGGAGGCCUUCCUCAGCCAGACGCCCACCCACCCCCACCACCACCACCACUACCACCACCACCACCACCAGCUGAGCCAGUCUGCGAUGUCCAGCCCCGUCCGCUCACCAGACGGCUCGUACGGCAACGACGGGCACCAGCCCCCGCUGCCUCCCCCGCCUCCACCUUACAACCACCCGCACCAGUAUAUACCCCCGGACCCCCGCCUCGGUCUACACCGGACCCCUAGCGGCUCUCGGAGUAUGUUGUAAAUAAAUCGACACGAAAUUUCACAAAACCUUCCUUCAGCCUAUUUAAGAUAUGUGUGUACAUAAUGUACAGCUACUGUAUACAUACAGAUGAAAGAGCUAUAAUGAGAAAAUAAAACUCCACUUAUAUGCAUAUAUUUAAAGAAAAUAUUAAAAUGAUAAAUGUUUUAAAUCAGACUA